AUGAAAACUUGCGUGCUCACCAUCAUUGCCGUGCAGAUUCUCUACUGCUCAGGAGUGCCAAGCACCAAGGAAGCUCUGAGAGCCUCAGUUAAUAAGCUGAAUGAAAUCUCCGACAUCACCAAUCUCUGUGGUAUCACCAGAAGAGGUGUAACAAAUACAUAUCGCACAGGUAAACUAUCCUACAGCAUGGAUUUAACGUUCUCUGUGAAAGAAACUGUCUGCUCCAAGAAUUCUGGGCAGGAAUUUGAUGAUCCCAGUUGCUCUUUCUGCUCUAAAAGCAUUGCGGAGAAAGGGUUUUGCAAAAGCCAUGUGGAAUUUUUUGCUGAUAAGGUAGCUGAUGUCGAUGUGGAGUGUGACGGUCUGAAGAUAGUUGACAGCGAGAGUGACUCGAAAGAAUCAAGUGAAACCAGAAUUGAGGCCCAAACCAAAUCAAAAGAGACAUCACGAGAGGAAACCCCAAAUGAAAAAGACAAAUCAAAAGAGACAUCUCUUGAGGAUUCAGCUGAUGUAGACAGCAAGUCAAAAGUGACAUCAGUCGAAGAGCCUUCUGAUAUGAAAAGCAAAUCAACAGAAUUAUCAAUGGAGGAGCCUUCAAAUGAACAAAAUAAGGACUCGAGAGCCCUGCACUGACGGUGAAAGAAACUCCACAGAGUCUGAACUCAAUGUGAAC
Molecule: messenger RNA, 670 nt
Organism: Mobula hypostoma (lesser devil ray)
Lineage: Eukaryota; Metazoa; Chordata; Chondrichthyes; Myliobatiformes; Myliobatidae
Product: secreted phosphoprotein 24-like
Exons: 9
Coding region: 1-630 (209 amino acids)
Biological process (GO): bone remodeling
Cellular component (GO): extracellular region
Source: RefSeq, a predicted model, not a curated record